Molecule: messenger RNA, 10150 nt
Organism: Peromyscus leucopus (white-footed mouse)
Lineage: Eukaryota; Metazoa; Chordata; Mammalia; Rodentia; Cricetidae
Gene: Znf275
Product: zinc finger protein 275
Exons: 4
Coding region: 3859-5394 (511 amino acids)
Biological process (GO): regulation of transcription by RNA polymerase II
Molecular function (GO): RNA polymerase II cis-regulatory region sequence-specific DNA binding; DNA-binding transcription factor activity
Source: RefSeq, a predicted model, not a curated record
UAAAGGCAUGCGCCACCACCGCCCAGCCAGGGUACACUUUUAUAUCCUAAAUAAAAGUGUCUUAUGUUCAAGGUUAGCAUUACCCUCCAUGUUGAUUGGUUGCACUACAACGACUUUCAUGUUCUGUAUGGAAUUGUUUGACCUUGAUCUCCAAAGAUCUAUUUCAGAAGGCAAUGGAUACCUGUGAUUGUCACUGUUGUCACAGCAUCCAGCUUCUUUUCUAGAUUAUGUUCCACCAUGUUAAAGUGGAAUAGUUGUGCAACACAGUGACUAAAUGAUCCAAUAGUCUUCAGGAUUGGUGGUAGUUUUAUUUUUAGCCACAGUAGGGAUUCAUGUGUAUUAUCAUUUUUAAAUGAUUUUUCUAUACCUAGGAUAAGCUCUUUUACCUGCCACACUUAGCUAAUUGGGUAGAGUUUAGCUUCCUUUUGUGAAAGCAGGGCCCACUUUUUCCCUCUUGUUUUCAUGAGUACCUUUUAAAUUAUCUCUGUGUGUUCAAGUUCUCUGUUACUAUGGGUGGCCAUCACAUAGCCACCAAGAGCUAAAGUACUCUCAAGCCAAAUCCCUGGAGUGAACUAGUACAGGAAGGGCUACUCAUAUUGCUAUAUAGAAAGGAUAAUUCACAGUUCUUUUAGAGUUGUAGCUCUAGGACUUUAACAGUUAAUCGUGCCAAUUAAGAAAAAACAUUUCAGUGGGAUUUGCUCCAUUAAAGGUGGAUAGUUUGGAAGACAUGUGUGUGUGUGUGUGUGUGUGUGUGUGUGUGUAACAGAGGAAAAGAAUGAUGUAUGUAUUUAUGCACUGAGGCUCUGCAAUGGCAUGUUGAUAAUAUGGCUUAAAGGUAGCUACAAAACAUUCAUCUAUACCGUGAAGCCUUCACAGUGCUCACUAUCAACUGAUCUUCUGGUUCUGGCUUGGGUGCAUAGGGUUAUACAUUCUUUAUUUUCUGGAAAAUGGUGGUGAUAACAACCAGUUCUAGGUUAUAAUAGUGAAACUAUGUGACAGGAGACACACAGCUCCAAAUAUUCAUCCUAUGUGCUUCAUAAAAGGAAGCUUGCUCCAUUUAACAAACCACUCUGGCUCACAUUGAUUCCGUUGUUCCACAGUACAUCAUGUCAUGUCGUACAUAGUGCCAGGAGCUGCUACAGAUACUGGGAAUUUAGGGGUAACCAAUGGAGAAAAGGCCCUGUCCUGUUAGAUCAGAUUUUUUUUUCUGAGAAAAAUAAACAACUUCAAAGGAGGAUUUUUCAUUAGUGAAAAUGUUUGAAGGAAACUGCCAGGGCUGGAAAAUAAGGAGAUUUUAAGGAAGUGACAUUUGAGUUAAGGCCUGAAUUAUUAGAAGGAGUCUUCUGCGAUAAGAGAUGGUAUUCUUGGCAGGUUCACAGGCUUUGAGGGCCACAGCCUUGGCAUCUAUAUAUCUGCAUGAAGGUCAGUGUGUAUGGAUGGGGUAGUUUUGAAGGGGGGCAGGAUAUGCAAUUGUGUACUAGAGCAAAGCUUAUUAAUGGCUUGAAGGCAAGAAAAGGUUUAUAAUUAGGCCAUCUUUUUUCCAGACGUGCAUACAUGAUGUGAUGUCCCUCUCUCCAUUUCAUUUGGUAACACCAAUGUCAAUUGGAAGUGAAUUGUUUUAAAAACAAAAUCAUGUAAUAAAUUUAUGACCGGUUCAUUGUGUUUGUAUAAGAAGUCAAAAUCAAACUAGAUAUUGAAUGCAUACCAAGAAGAAGAAUGCAUUAAGCCAGAGGAACCCUGCUUUGGUGACACUGGAACAAAGAGAGGGUUUGUCUACUGAGUAUCUCAGGAUGACCUCACAUGCUUAUAUGUUUAGCUACCGCUUUUUCUUGAAAUGGUCAGUUAAAUUUUAAAGAUUUUGAAAUGCAGAAGAUGAAAAUCUUGUGUUUCCUUAUGCCUUUACAUUCUUGGUGUAGUUCUAAGUCUAAUUCCAUUUCCUUCCACCUGAACAUUUUCCUUUGAUAUAUUUUAUGGUACAGAGCUGCUAAUGGCAAAUUGUCUAAAUGUUGACUUUUGUAUAAAAUACUUGCUUAUCCUUCAUUUUUGAUGGAUAUUUUUCCUGACUAUAAAAUUCUUGGUUGAUGCUCUUUUGUUAUAAUACUUAAUUGUUUUCUUUCUUUUGCAUCAUUUCUUUUCUCCAGCUACUUUUAAGAUUUUCCUCUUAGCAUUUGUAGAAAUUUAAUUAUGAUAGUAGCUCUCUCUCUCUGGCUUCAUUUAGAUAGCAGCUAUUGCCAUGUCUUCUUGUUUUCCACUAUUUCUUGUAGUAUCUAAUCUAAUCACACUCAGUGAAAUUUUUAUUUCUCUAUAUAUAUUUAUCUACAAAAAUUUCAUUUGGUUCUUUCUAUAUCUUCUGUUUCUCCCCAUGUCCCUGUUUUUCUUUCGGUGCUGGGGCGUAUAUUUAAGUUUUUACAGGGCAGAUCUUCUGUAAUUUGGGCUUUAAGGAUAGACAAAUCUUAACCGUUGAAGCAUGAUCCCUCUGUAUUGGCUUCUGAAUGUCCCUGGGUAUCAUAAAGACUCUAUGGGUGGUGAUCAGACCUUGAACAUCUCCCUAUCUUUGUAUGUCUUGGAAACUGUUCAUCUUAUAGUCCUUGGGAGGUUCAUUCAAUACUUGUAGUCAGAAAAGAUUCAAGAAAAGCCUUAUACAUACCUUGUUACUUCUUUUUCCUACAUAGCACAAUGCUUUCUGAACUUUGGUCUGCAACCUUCAUCUUCCCCUACCACCCUGAAUGCUAGCUAGCCUUCUGAUGAGGUUGCUAAGCUCUGUUUGUUUGCUUUCACCUCUUCUACACUCUCAUUCUGGACAUUGCCUCCAGGCAGAGCACUGAACUGAUGACAGAAUCGCCUCAUUUGUUUCUCUGGGGAUCUUGAACCUGUGCUUCCUACCACCCUAGUAUUUAAAACUAUUGUUGAAAACUUGUUUGUGGAUGUUAAAUCUGUUCCUUGUUACUCCAUCAAGGCCAUAUGUGGAAAUUUCCAUUCACCUCUUCUAAGAUACCAUAUUUAAGUCUUUCUGGAGUACCUGGGUUUUUGUCAUCCUUCUGUUAAUGCUAAAAUGGUUCCUUUUCACUUAAUUAUGAGUUGAAUUGAGUUGACAUCAGAACAUGAACUAGGUGGCUGUUUCUUUGAACUCACUGAAGUGGGAAGCCUGUAAUGCACAGGCAUCUGUGGUAAGCUUCCAAUAGCUCACUUACUUGGCAACAUGGAGGAAAAGGUCACACACACACACACACACACACACACACACACACACACACACUUCAGAUCUUUUCUUUAUCAAUGUAAUAUUUGAAGAUCUUUUCUUAGAAAUAUUUUUCUCCAGCUGUUUUUCCAACCUCCCAUUUUGAUAAAUAACAUAAAGAGGGUUCCUCCUGGUUUUCUCCCAAUGACAUGUUACACUAGAAUGUGCUUUUAAAGGCCCCACUGCUAGUAAAGUCCAAGUUCUUGCUCUUUGCCAUCUCUCUUCCUUUCAGUGGCCCCAUCAGUUUCAGGUGUCCCUGAAAGGACCCCUUAUCUCUGAGUUAUUUCUUCUGGUACUCUCUUUAGUGUGCUUCCUUCCUGUGUCGUGUGUGUAUUGGCCUCAUCCAGGCUUACUUUAAGGAAACCCUGUAGUCAGCCAGUCUCUGGCAGCUAGUGUUCCUGCCAGCAACUCUCUGUAGCUGUCUUUGACUCUGCCUAGGCUAGCAUUUGUUUGUCUUAUCUUGCCUCCCUCUGGCCUACCUAUAUUAAUUCUUUGCCAGCCUACUUUCCUACUGUUGCAUAUAUGUUUUCUCAGGCAUACUCAUGUUCUGCCUUGCCAUUCAGCCCCACUUGGGAGAGAAGACUCUGUAAGAUUUAAAACUAGGGAAUAGGAAGUCACUAAUGCCAUCCCUGGGGACCAAGAAACAGGGCUGUUGUCACUCACAGCUUUUUUCACUUUCCUUAGCUCCACCUGCUCCCCAAGGUCUUGCCCUUCCCCAAGAUGGAGCCCCAGGAAACCAGGUCCUGGCAGUCCCUCUUGAGAUGCCGGAGGCCCAGGAUUUGGUGUCCUUUGAUAUUGUACCGUGGCACCUCACAGAACAGGAGUGGCUGAGUCUGAGUCUGAGCCCGGAGCAGCAGGCACUGGCAUAUUCCAGGGCUGUGACCUCCAUUGGAGUUCCUGUUGUGAGUCCUGCUUUGGUAUCUCACCUGUCACAAGGACAAGUUCUGUUGGUAUCAGAGCCAUCCCUCAGCACAGAUCACACUAAGCAAGCUGAAAGCACCUCUGUGACCUCCCACCAGAAGAUGGGUGAAGAAGCCCAGCUGCAAGAGAUGGCGUCCACGAGCUCCCCGAGGGCCAAUGACCCCAGCACUGAGGUCAAACAGAAUGGGGACUCUGGGGGAAGGGGGGGGAGCCCACAAAAUCUGCCCAUAGAACACCAUUUUGCAUGUAAAGAGUGUGGGGACACCUUCCGCCUUAAAGUGCUCCUUGUUCAGCACCAGAGGGUUCACAGUGAGGAGAAGGGCUGGGAGUGUGGCGAUUGCGGGAAGGUCUUCAGGGAGGUAUCAGAAUUUAAUGAGCACAGGAAGAGCCAUGAAGCUCUGGCUGCUCAGCCCCUGCCUGGCCCCAGUCAGGCUCUGGAAGAUGCCUUGGAAAAGAGGGAGCAAAUGGAGAGGGAGGCGAAGCCCUUUGAGUGUGAGGAGUGCGGGAAAAGGUUUAAGAAGAAUGCAGGCCUUAGUCAGCACCUGAGGGUGCACAGCAGAGAGAAGCCCUUUGAUUGUGAGGAGUGUGGGCAGUCUUUCAAAGCCAACACCCACCUCUUUCGACAUCAGAAGCUUCAUACUUCGGAAAAGCCCUUUGCGUGCAAGGCGUGCAGCAGGGAUUUCCUGGACCGCCAGGAACUUCUCAAGCACCAGCGGAUGCACACGGGCCACCUGCCCUUCGACUGCGAUGACUGCGGCAAGUCCUUCCGUGGUGUCAACGGCCUGGCAGAGCACCAGCGUAUCCACAGCGGCGCCAAACCCUAUGGCUGUCCUCACUGCGGCAAGCUGUUCCGGAGGAGCUCAGAGCUCACCAAGCACCGGAGGAUCCACACGGGUGAGAAACCCUAUGAGUGCAGCCAGUGCGGCAAGGCCUUCCGCCAGAGCUCCAGCCUGCUGGAGCACGAGCGCAUCCACAGUGGUGAGCGGCCUUACGCAUGUGGUGAGUGCAGCAAGGCAUUCAGGGGGCCUUCUGACCUCAUCAAGCACCGGCGCAUCCACAGUGGACUGAAACCCUAUGAGUGCGACAAGUGUGGCAAGGCCUUUCGGAGGAGCUCAGGCCUGAGCCGCCACAGGCGGAUCCACAGUGGAGCCAGGCGCUGUGAGUGCAGUGAGUGUGGUCGUGUAUUCAAGAGGCGCUCAGCACUGCAGAAGCACCAGCCCUCCCAUCAGGAGUAGACAUUGCCUUGGGACCUAUAGCAGGGGUCCACAGAGGCUAUGGCCCAGUCAAAGGAGAUAAACAGUUUUGUAGUGCUUAUCUAUUUUAUUGUGUGAGAGGUUGGAAUGAUUUGUACUGCCACCAGCAAUUUAUAAAUGUUCAUGUUACCCACUACAACUAUUGAGGGUAACUUUUACCAUUUUAACAUAGCUUGGCUACUUUUCCUGGCAGAUAGUACUGUCAAGGUAUUUUAAUCUUCACAUCUAGAAUGAGAAGAAAAAUCUGCAUAUGGGGGUCUAGUAGGGAGAUGAGAAGUCCUUUUCAAGCUCUACCCCUGAGGACUGUUCAAAAGGCAUCAAUAUGAUGAUGCACCUUUCUUGAAAGGAAAAUUGCCCCAAGAUUUUUGGCCUACUUGAAUUUAUAAAAGUUUAGGGAUGUAAAUAGAUCAAAUGCCAUAAUAUUUAAUUUAUUAGUUUAUAAGAUACAUAUUGUUUGUAAAUCACACUAUAUGGAAUAAUAUAUUAAUUUAGAGAAUACUCUUUCUCACCAUACUCCAUUUGUUUCUAAUUCUUGAUGUGCAUUUUUGACCUCACCAACAUGGGAACCUGUUUGAGUCAUCAGUCCCCUCUGUUUUGAGCUAUGGUAGCACUGUGACAAUCCCUGCAUGAGGCUCUCAACGGAAGUUUCCUCUCAAGCCAUAAAAACAUAUUCAUAUAACAUUAGAACCAUUACUUUGUGUUUUUAAAUUAGUACUGUACCUACAACAUAACCACUUAGAGUUGUGCUUUCCCAAAUGGCCUUUAAAAAGGCCUUUUUUUGCAUUUCAUACAUUACUCUUGGGUCACACUCCUAGUAAAACUUACUAAGCUGGAGAUAAACCUUUUUUUGUCUCUCAUUUUGCUAAGCCGAUUUAAUCCAAUGUCCCCUAUGAACACCAUAAACAUCAGUUGGGGUUUGUCCUCACAUGGUAUCAUCUUGUUCAAAAUAAAGUGAGAUAGCACCCCCAAAUGAGAAGUACAUCAUCAGGACUUAAGGUGAAGUGACUCCUCCUUCUUAGAAGAUCCUCACCUGAUAUCAGACAUAAAUGGUACUUCUCCAACCCUCCAAUUGCAGCUGUGAAGUGGGGAGUAGUCGUAGUCCCUACCUCCUAAGGUUCUCCAGGAGUGUGCCUGCCUGCAAGAAUGUUGCCUGGCAAGGAGGUAUACUCAGUGAAGGUCACUUGCUGACAUCCCACAACUCAUUAGUGCCAGAAACAAGGAUGGACCCUCAGGCCUCCUGACUAUUAGUCUCAUCUUUCAUGCUAUGACUUCAGUACUAUUUCUGUUUUCUUGCAUGCAAAUUAUCCGUUCAUCUCCUUUGACUAGAUAUCAAGUUACCUUUGGAUAUAUUGACUUUAUAUAGUAGUUCUUUCUAUAUCAAUUGUGAUGUUAUUUUCCAAUUUUUAUUGCUUUGCUUUUUUUAGUACUUUUAUUACAUUUUUGUUGUGCAGUCUUUGGUUUUUUUGUUUUUUACGUAUCCUUGAAUUUUUUCUUGUCUGUUAACUUGUGACUUUCAUUGCUUCAGUACUUAGAUAUGAUGACAUUUUCUUUGAGAAUUUACUUAUAAAAGAAAAGCUAAAUCCCUUGUCCACUAAGAAAGUGAACAUACAAGGUGGGCAGGCUGAAUGGGAGUGGACCAGAGAAGCAGGCCCAUGCCUCAUCCGAGAUGCAGACUCUAUAUAUGUCUGUGGACCGCACGACUAUACAACCUGGCCACUGAGGCACACUAGAGACAUGUCUAUCACACAUUGCUCAGAACACUCUGUGACUGCUCAUCAUUAUAGCCCCAGCCAUAGGGCUCAGCUUCACCUAGACCAAUAGAAUGGUCCAAAUAUGAUCUGGCAGCAGCCAGCCAUCCUUCAAGCUAUCAGGAGCCUUGACAUUUUGGAUUCAGUGAUUGAGCAGCAGCUCCACCUAAGAAACAUCUCAGACACAGAAGACUCACCUGACUGGUGUGCUAUAUGACCUCUAUCCUCCUCCCAUCAAGGGACUCUGGAAUGAGAGAGAUCAGUUUUGUAGUUUUGUAGUUACCCAUGUGUUCUGCCAUCACUUCCUGCAGCCACAUUUAAGGGACGACAACAUAGGCCUGGAGAGAAAUGGAGCUGUGUUCCUCCUGUAGCCUGCAUGCCAUGCCACAGAAGUUGCACCUGGUUGCACCAGGUCUGGUCCAGGACUUGGAAUAGCCAUGCCCAAGAGGGGCAAUAAAACAAGAUCAGAGGGCAAGAAGCCCUUCUGACAGUCCGUGGAGCACAGAAAUCGAAACUGAUCAGCCUGCAGUUGGGCCUCGCUUCAGGCAGCCCCUAUAGGAGAAACAGCAGGUGGGGAAGAGAGCUACACCAAGGCUGUGGCCUGAGUUUCCAGUUGUGCCUUAAGGGGUGUUGGAAGGCCAGAAAAUGUGCCCUUAUGGCGGCCUAGUAAGGGAGCUUGGGCUCUCCAGGGCAUAGCCUGGAAGGGCUCCCAGCCCAUCCUGGGAAGCAAGGUCUGACUGAUAAUGACCUCCAUGACCUUGGCCAGAAGGGCCUCUCUAAUGCCUGCAGGCUACCAUAGUGGCUCUGUGGGCCUUCUCCAGGUUGAGAGAAGCCAACAGCAGUUGCUGCACAGCAACUCCUAUUGCUCUGUGGUCUCAAUUCUGGUGGAUUCUUGUGAAUUGGUCUGGACCCACUUCUUUCUCAGAUUACUCUUCUCAUUGUGAGCUGUUAGGACAUGUUUUGUACAAUUAUUGGGUAAGGAAUGUUAACAUCAAAAGGAACAAAUCUGGUACCUUUGCCUUGAAGGAUAUGCCAUUUCUUGCUCAUUUGCUCAUCAUUUGUCAAGGUUGACAAAAGGUAUUAUUGAAGUCUAGAGUAGCACUAACUCGGAAGCCAGCAGUGUGAUCACUGUCCAGGGCAUGCCCUAGGACAUGACAUCUCUUCACAUCCCUUCCUGCCCUCUUUGACUCUUUUCUAGUUUGGAUUCUGUAAUUUUUUCUUGAACAAAUCCUUGUUUUAGAGUUAACACUAUAAACCAGUGUUCUUUCCAUGACUAUUAUUGGAUCAGCUUUUAAAUGGUGUUGGUGAUGAAAUCCCUACUCUUUCUCUGAAUGCAAUCAGUGUGUGACUUUAACAUGUGGCUCAUAGUUGCAUCCUUUGCCUUGGGUAAUGUGGGGGUGGUUUUCCUUGGACCCUCUAGGUGUACUGCUAUGUCCCAUGCAAAUGUGAGCAAGCUUCUUGAAGUGUGUGCUUGUCUAUGCAUCCAUGUAUCUACCUCAUUGCACUUUUCUUUCUAACCACAUAUAUUCUUGAAAGGGAAUGGAGAGCGGCAAGAUUACAUAGAAUUCUGGCUCCCUGUAGAGAUCCAUUUCUUUACAAUAUUAAGAAAGAAACCCUGUGUGGCUUUUAUUAGAGUUUGUAAUACUUGCUGAAAUUUUUUAAAAAGCAAAUGUUUACCAUUUUGCUGCUUAUUAUGAUUAACUAUAUCAAUUAAUUGUAUUAUAUCAAUUAGUUGUAUAAUACCCACUCUUGAAUUUACAGAAUAAUCCCCACCAGAUCACAGUGUGAGCAUCUUUCUCCCAUGAUACUGAAGUCUGUGUGCUUGAUUUUUUGUGCUUGAAAUGGCAUGACACCUGACCUGCCUGCAGUCCUUGGCUGUGGCCCUGUUGUGUGCUACAUGACUCACCACCCCACUUUUGGGCCACAUUAAUUAAGCCAAUCCCAGACACCUGACCCAAAGGCAGCAACCAUCAGUCAGACCUGAUUGGAGAAGAUGGGCUUGGCCUUUUAGGCAUAUGAAAUGCAACAGAGGAAGCUGAAGCCUCAAGGUAUUUCAAGGAGUUGCCCCUGUGAGUAGAACCAUAGUGGAGAUCUACAUGUUCCUGCUGUCCUGCCCAGAGCUACUUGGGUCUCACUCUGAGGGAGGCCUGGAUAUAUGUUCCUGGAUUACUGGUAGCUGCCUGCAUCAGUCUAUGUGUGCAUAUACUUCCUCCCAUUUGCCUUGAGCCAGCUUGAGUGGGUCUGUGCUUUUUGAAAUUUGCCAAGAGCCAAUUGCAUUUGACAAUUGGGUGGCUUCCUGAGAAGGCUUGUAUUGCUGGCUUUCCUCACAUUCUACCCACCCAGCAUUCCUGGCCUCAAUCCCAGUUUGAUUGACAUGAACACCUGUUUAAAUGUGGUACUGUAUUCUGUUCACUAAGAUGGGUGGAACUCUAUGCCUUUUAGUCUCUGGGUUUAACCCAUGAUCUUCUGUAUGAGUGUAGUUCCUUUUCCGAACAGCAUUUGGCUUAUAAGAUGAGUUCAUUGUAGCCUGUUCUACUAUUUUGGAAGUGUUUUACUGUUCCCAGCAAACCUGCUAGAUUAGGGGAUUGAUAACACCUCUAUCCUAGUGUGCUUACAUUCUGUAGUUUGCAUUAUGUUGGUUUGGGUACUUACUUUCAAAAAUAAAAAUGGUAUCUUUCAACUUGAUCCUCAAUGCUACUUGCAUAUCUUUGAGAAUAGUAGUUGUGUCCUACCCGGUUUGUAUUCAGUUUGGGGCAUUCUUGUUCUUCCCCAGUCUGAUUAUCUUGUCUGUUUUAUGGCACUCACUAUAAUCAGCCUUGUACUAGAGCUGUUUGUGGACUUUGCUUCUCCUCUCCUUUUCUCAGCCUUCCCCAAACUAUUAGAUUGUGAGCUCUCAGAAGACAGGGGUGGCCCUUCAUGUCUAAUCUCCUACGAAAUCUAGCACAGUGCCUUGCAUCUAGUAGAUUUCAAUAAAUAUAUGUUAAAUGGCA